Messenger RNA from Anopheles coluzzii, 8467 nucleotides. It is a transcript of the gene ChT, whose product is annotated as high-affinity choline transporter 1. Gene Ontology annotation, cellular component: plasma membrane. Gene Ontology annotation, molecular function: choline:sodium symporter activity. The record is from RefSeq and is a predicted model, not a curated record. The transcript is spliced from 10 exons. NCBI's taxonomy places the organism in Eukaryota, Metazoa, Arthropoda, Insecta, Diptera, Culicidae. Bases 2485 to 4278 code for a protein of 597 amino acids. Gene Ontology annotation, biological process: acetylcholine biosynthetic process; transmembrane transport; choline transport.
AGUGUGUGUGCGUGCAGGUGGGGACGUAUGUGCUUACGUCAGCAAAUGCGAAGAUUACAGAGUGCAGGCUCUGUUUGCCGAACGUAGCAGGCAUGGCGUUUCCAUCCAUUUGACGUUGCUCGCACAAUGUUGGGGUCCCUUUUGGCUGUCGCCUGUGCUCAGUUUCUCGGUCGAAAUUAUCUGUGCGUGUGUCACAUAAAUAUGGCGGUGUGCAUUAGGUACGUGUACGUGUGUGUGUGUGUGUGUGUGUGUGUGUGUGUGUGUGUGUGUGUGUGUGUGUGUGUGUGUGUGUGUGUUCGAGAGAGUGUUCUCGGUAAAAGGUGUGGGUGCGCACGAAUCAGCACCAUUUCAUUCAUACAAAUCACACACAGCCCAAGCGAAGAGACAUUUGUGACAGAGACAGGUAGUGGGAGGAAGGAUGAACAGGAAAUGAAAAUGGAUGGAAAGCUUGCUCUCUGCUGCUGGUGGCCUUUGAACCCCAUGGUGCUGCCCAAUGGAAGGACUCGCAGCUGGCACACACAGACACUUACGUGAUGGAAGCGUGGCUACUGCUUUCGUCCCCACAGCGAGCGAAUGAAGUCGCUCAAAACGCACGGAACGCUCAGCCAACGCGGUGACAACAGGAGAGAGAGAGAGAGAGAGCCCGUGCCCGAGAGAGCGCGCUUUUCCGUGUGUGGCUUUCCGUCGAUGUAGCGCACGGUGUGAAAAGUGCUUGACCCGAGUAUCGGUUCUGAUGCUUACGGGAUCGGAUCGUUGCGUUCGUGGUCGUUCGAGGUAGACCUCUUCCAAGGAGAGAGAGUGAGUGAAGGAAAAAAAAGCACACACACAAAAAGAAAGGAAGGUGCUGUGAACAAAACCAGCCAGCAGACACAGAUCCUGGUGCAUCUCGGUGGUGGGCACAUGUGCGGGCUACGCUUCAGAACAAGAAAUUCUCCGUCUCAGAAGACAUCCCUACGGUGGGGCGAUAGCUGUCCGUGCGUUCGACAGUAGAGUGCAGGCAAAACCCACGACCAGCCACUUCAUCGCCUGCCACUGUCCAGUGCGUGUGUGUGUGUGCGUGUUUGUGGUGGUGCUUUUUUGCCUAGCCCCGAAAAAACCCUCCGCGGGGUGGGGACACUAUCUGCAGCGAACAGAGCGAAGGGCCCGCGUUACAUUUUGCACACUUACCCCGAAGCAAACGCACAUUCAUCGAACCCUUCUGCAAGGCUUCUUCUCAGCACUAGCAGCACCAGUAGCACCAGCAGCAGCAGCAGCAGCAGCAGUUCACCACGGAAGCAGAACAUCACCAGCAAUACAUUCGCCCUAGAUAAAGGGAAGAAACAAUUGCGAAGAAAGCGAACGUGCAUGUGUGUGACUUAGUGAAUUUUAGGCCAAGGAUGAAUUCACAGUGACCCAAAGGACCACUACAGUACGUACGGCGGGGAAUCAAGUGAGUAAUUUCGUGCAGUGUGAAUUCGAAAUCCCUUUGGUGGUGUGAGAAGACAGCACACAAACGGCAUACUAAGAUUUGUCAAAAUGUUUUCCAACCACACAUCAAACGGUGAGCCACGAUAACUGUGGAGCGCAAGCUCGAAAUUCGCAGCUGUCGAAAGUUACGUGCUGUGGUGUGCUUGGUGAGAACGACGGGUUUUCGUUGAGGCCAAUCCUAAUAUCACCGUGCCUUUCCCUUCAGGCGUGUGUGUUUGUUUGAAAAUAUUUGAAAAGAGUGUACGGUGAAAAGUGAUCAGAUUAAGAAAGCAAUCCGUGUGAUUUCUGUGUGUGUGUGGAAUACGCGUAAUCUCAUCCAACUGCUGCUGCGCCUGUUUCUUUGCUCCUUCUCUUCCGCACUUCCACCACUAGUGGGUCUGCGCCUACUGCGUCUAGCGUCCUUCAAGGUGCUUUCUGGCAGCAUCCAUAAUUGUGUUGUGUGCAUCACUUUGUUGUACCACUGUUUGGAAGCGAACCCGAUCCGACCACGGAAAAGCAAGCGCACGCACCAACUGGUAGCAUACCGGUGGCUGGCUGAAGAACGAACCGAAACAACGAUCCGAGACUGUGCGAUAUAAAUAAACCAAAACCCACCGCCGGAAGUACAGGCCGCCGGCACACGUCUCCGGCAGCGAACGCGUACACACAUAAUAAAACGCCAUGUUACGUCAAAGCUAAGGUGUGCGAAAGGAAGCGCGUGUGUGCAGAAGAAGAACAUAAAUACAUAAAUAAAAAAGAACACCGUCAACCGAAAGCACCGGCACGACCAACGUUCGCCAGUGUCAAGGACGUUUGUCGUUCUUGUCCAAUCCGGUAGAUUUGCGUCUUUGCGUCCAAAGCGUAGGCCCACGCCGGACAGCAGCUCGACCCACACUCGGUGGUAGCGAUAUCAAGCGCUUGUGAUUAGGCUGGCAUCCAGCGGCACUGUCUAAAUCGAGUCUCGCAACCCGUACUCCCCAGAAGCCCGCAACUAGCCCGACCAGCAGCGCAGGGCGCACAUCCCGAAUACGCGUCAACAUGAUUAAUAUUGCCGGUGUCGUCAGCAUUGUGCUGUUCUACAUCCUGAUCCUAGCGGUCGGGAUAUGGGCGGGCAGGAAAAAGGAGUCCGGAAAUGAUUCCGAGGAGGAAGUGAUGCUGGCCGGACGUUCGAUUGGGCUGUUUGUCGGUAUUUUCACCAUGACCGCGACCUGGGUCGGUGGCGGUUACAUCAACGGCACGGCGGAAGCCAUCUAUACGUCCGGGCUGGUCUGGUGUCAGGCACCGUUUGGCUACGCGCUCAGCUUAGUAUUUGGGGGCAUCUUUUUCGCGAACCCGAUGCGAAAGCAGGGUUACAUCACGAUGCUGGACCCGCUGCAGGACAGCUUCGGCGAGCGGAUGGGCGGGCUGCUCUUUCUCCCGGCGCUGUGCGGCGAGGUGUUCUGGGCGGCGGGCAUUCUGGCCGCCCUGGGCGCCACCCUGUCGGUGAUCAUCGACAUGGAGCAGGAGACCUCGGUCAUCCUGUCGGCGUGCAUCGCCGUCUUUUACACCCUGUUCGGGGGUCUGUACUCGGUGGCGUACACCGACGUGAUACAGCUGUUCUGUAUCUUCAUCGGGCUGUGGAUGUGCAUCCCGUUCGCGUGGGCCAACGACCACGUCAAGAGCCUGUCCUCGAUGGACGUCGACUGGAUCGGCGAGAUCGGCGAGGGCUACACCUGGUUCUAUCUCGACUACGGACUGUUGCUAAUCUUUGGCGGCAUACCGUGGCAGGUCUACUUCCAGCGCGUACUUUCCAGCAAAACGGCCGGCCGCGCUCAGAUCCUUUCUUAUGUGGCUGCGUUCGGCUGCAUCCUGAUGGCCAUACCGCCCGUACUGAUUGGUGCCAUCGCUAAGGCAACACCUUGGAACGAGACGGACUACAAGGGCCCGUGGCCGCUGACGACGCAGGAAACGAGCAUGAUCCUGCCGAUGGUGCUCCAGUACCUGACGCCCGACUUUGUGUCGUUCUUUGGGCUGGGAGCCGUCUCCGCCGCCGUCAUGUCGUCGGCCGACUCCUCGGUGCUGUCCGCGUCCUCCAUGUUUGCCCGCAACGUUUACCGGCUGAUCUUCCGGCAGCGUGCCUCGGAGAUGGAAAUUAUCUGGGUCAUGCGUGUGUCGAUUCUGGUCGUCGGCAUCCUGUCCACCAUUAUGGCGCUCACCAUACCCUCGAUCUACGGCUUGUGGUCAAUGUGUUCCGACUUGGUGUACUGUAUUCUCUUCCCGCAGCUUUUGAUGGUGGUACACUUUAAGCACCAUUGCAACACAUACGGCAGCUUGGCGGCGUACAUCAUCGCGUUCAUGGUGCGACUGUCUGGCGGCGAGGCCAUGCUCGGACUGCCCGCCCUGAUCCACUAUCCGGGCUACAACGAGGAAACCAGCACACAGAUGUUCCCCUUCCGGACGAUGGCCAUGAUCAUGAGCCUGAUCACGCUCGUCGGAGUGUCCUGGUGGACGAAAUGGGUGUUCGAGACGGGCCGGUUGGCACCGCACUACGAUUACUUCCGCUGCGUGGUAAACAUACCGGAGGAGCUGCACCGUGUCGGCGAACCGUCGGAUUCGGGCGAACAGCUCUCGGUAAUGGCGGGCGGUAUGACGCGCAUGUACGGUGCGGCCACCAUGGUCGGCAAGGACGAGCGAAACGGGCGAAUAAAUCCGGCCCUCGAGCCGGACGACGAUCUGCCGGUGGCGGAAGCGCAGCGACAGAUGCAGCAAUCCGCGGGCGGAGGCGGCAGCGUUGCGGCGCAGGGCGGCGUCGUCCCCGGCACUGGACCGGCCCAGGGCCAUACGGCCUUUUGAAACGCGCCCGCCGGGUCCGGCGUUCGGUUUGACUGAACGGUUUCCGCGUCACGGCAGGGGACGGACUAAGCGCAUGUAGAACGCAUUAGGUGACUUUAUUCGCGUGCAGUAUUUGGAGCAUGGUCUCCGCCCUUUCCUCCCUCCCCUCCCCUCAUCUAUUCCCUAUUCCUCCUCUUACCUUCAUCCUCCUUCUCAGCGGAGCAGGAGGGAUGGAUAUAAAGUGACGAAUUAUCAGCAAAACUCAAUACAUAUCAAGAAACAACCAAACAAGACCGUACGAAUGGUGUAGUAUUAAAAAGUAUAGUAGCAAUUAAGUGGAAUUAAGUGGCGAAGAGAUGUAAGAGAUGUGAUUUCGAAAGGCAAAGCAAACACACAAACGUAGCUAAAAAGGAGAAUGGAACAAAUGACAAAGUGCGUGUAACGAAUACAUAUCAAAUCAAAUCACUAGGAGCGAACUCUAGCUACCGAAAGGGAAGCUACACGGCGGAGGAAAGCCAACCACCGUUGCGUUGGGAUGCAUGUUCACGAGGUAACCAAUACAUAUCAAAGUACGCUGAAGCUGCAGGAGAAUACAACCUAUAUAGGGAUAAUACUAUACAUACAUUAACGAAAGCAAGCAACUAGUAAAGAUUAUACUUACCUAUCACUGUUAGUUGGUUAAACGCGCCACUCCCCCCUUUACCCGAAGGAAAUGUGAAGCGGCGCAGUGAAAGUGUGGUUAAAGUGUAGCAAAUUUUAAUGACCUGUUAGUGGCGGAAGUGGGAAAGAAGCAUGUUGCACGAUAAUAUGAUUAACUUACGUUAUGUUGCCUCGCUCCUAACCCAGAUUUCUUUUCGCUGUGCGACCAAACGAAAAGGCUCGUAGAUAGGUAUUGUGAAUCGUGUCGGCUGGCUGGAAAGUGGAUAGUUUCGUCAGUCGCACUGUUGUUGAAUUUGCUUUUUAGUAUCUUCUCAGAAAUGGACAAGCUUUAAAUGUUUUUAAUCUGUUAGUACAGUAGUACACAAAAGAGGGAAAAUUACGAAGCGCAAAUCGCUCACAAAUAGUAACGACGCGAGAACGAGCUGAUGGGACGAGAGAUGGAAACUGUUACGCUUUGUUGUGCAGAUAUUAGCAGAUUCAGUAUAUUUAUUGUUUGCUUUUGUAACAGCACAUACUUUUUGUGUUCUAAUAUUCUACCGUACUGUUAUGGUGCCGAGUUCAGAGAGUUUAGUGUACAUGGGACGAGGCAGCGCCGCAAGCAUUUGGACGGUGAGGUUGAAAGUUUGGUGAGGGGAAAAAGCCUGUUGACUGUGACUGGAGUACUGUGAACCGCAGAACCUAUAGAACUGAUACUUUAGUCCGGCAGGCGGGUAGAAGCACAGGAGGGAAGCAAAAAUCCCCAAUCAAAAGCAAACACAUAUCAUAAGCGUGUCCUGAACAACUACAAACGAGCGGUGUUGCAUUCCACUGCAGCAUAUCCAAUGAUAUUACUAGUGAAGGCGAUAUACAUAUAUACAUACAUACAUAUAUACACAUCUAUAUAUACACAUAUGAAUAUAUAUAUAUACAUACAAAGUCUGCUGGAAAAUGGGUGAAAACUCCCAUUCUAGAUUUCUAGAGCCGUAGGCAGCGUUAAAGGAAGGAAUACGAGCAAACGAAAGACAAAAAAACACACACACACGGCAAAACAUUCGUCGAUUCGACAGAGCAUUUUGCGUUAUGCUUUUGACUAGCUAGAACAAUGCAUGGUUGAAUGAAAUUCUUCUGCAUCUCUCUAUCUGUCAUCGGUGGAAAAUGCAUGGUUUGUUUCACUCCCUCUGUUUCUCGAAACCAGCUAAAGUAGUAAUAUAAAGAAGCUGUUUUAAUAAAACUACACAAAAACUGGGAAUUAACUGCAGCGGCCGCAGCGGUAAUAAGAUAAGACAGAAACUCGAAACCCACACAUAUCAAUGUGAGACCUUCCAGGCGUUCAUACCCAACCUUAAAAACGACUCUCUCUCUCUCCUUUCGACGUUGCAAAAAAACACGUGUAUAGGAAGUAAGCAACGUUCGGAAGUAUCCAUUUCUAUCGAAUCGUUCUCUUAAUGUGCCUCCCUUCUUCCACGGAUUGGUAGACUCUUGAUAGGACCGUCCACCAGCAAACAAAACGAAACAAAAAAAGCCCAUUUGUGAGCCUGUGUGAGAGUACGGCCGGUUCUACAAAUCCGCAUCGGCCGUGUGGACCACCAGGCACCAAGGAUCGGUGUGUUGUGUUUUGAGGUUGUAAAACAAAAUCCCCGUCACGAACUAUACUAAAUGACAAUUUACAAGUUUUCUUUGCACAAAUGCUGCCCACUUCUUUUACGGGUGACUAUGAAUCAAAUCAAUUGCCGUGUUUCUCGCUCUUCUAUCUCGCUGUAUUCGGUUUCAUGUUCGAUUCUCAUGCAUGUUGUUGUUGGACCUGUUCAACCCGUUUGCUCCAACGAAAUCGAUGUUGUUGACGCUUACGCUUUAUGAGAAAUAUCGGUUGCAUAUCUGAACCCGCUCGGGGACAGUUCCGUUCCAAUCCGUGUCCCGCUUUGCGCCCCAUUGACUGUUUUCCCUUUCUUUUGCGUGUGUUUAAACUUUUACUGGCCCGGGGAAACUUUAACGAAGAAGAGGCUAAACCAAAAAACAGGGAUACAGAACUCUUCCCUACCAAACAUGCUCCCACAAAAACACUCCCCCGAAUUCCCUUCUUGUUAGAUUGUUGAUUGAAUGCUGAAAUGAGAAACUAUAUACAUAAACUAAAUUAAAGGUAAACGAUAAAGCAAACGUUACAAAUGUUGUUCUUAGCUGUGCUACUACUUAUAUAUAAGCGUACAUUUGAUUGCAGACCACUGGAAUAUAACGCUGGAAUGGGAUGAACUUUGUUUGACAAAACUGUUUCCACUACAUUGUUGAGCUCUGUUGGAGUUGGGGACUUAAAAACAAAAAGCUGAAUGUGAAGAAAGCCCGUGGAACAUGACAGCAUGACAAAAACAAACAAAAAAACUACAAUUAAAAAUGACACAUUACUGUAAGGUGAAGAGAUGAAGUGAUUGGUAGGAAAUGGAAAAGUGAAACGAAACUGCAAGCAAACCAAAAUUACUUAAAAACGUACAAUAGCAGACAAAAGAAAGAAAGAAAGGAAAGCAAAACAAGCAAAUAAACUCAUAAUCGUUGUUAAUGGGUAAGCAUCCAUCCGAAAGCGGGAAACUCGAUACAUAUCGUACAUGCCUAUAAAUAGCAGCAUACACACAUACAGAAACAACCACUCACACACAUACACACACACACACACACACACACACACCAGUGUUAAUAAUAGUUGAUUGUAGGGUUGCAAAGCAAAUACCAAAAAAAUUAGGUGCAUAUAGUUAAAAAAUUGCGCCAAGCGUUACGCAAAACCCCAAAAUACUGCAACACGCUUUGGAACGAACUUUCGGACAUGUGGGUAGCUGCAUGUGUCAGUGAAGUGAAGGAAUGGUAAACAUGCAGGUGUAGUAACCAGCAACAGAUGCAUACAUAUCAAUUGUUAUCCGAGAGCUUCAAACACUAAUAAACGUAACGGAAAACAUAAACAGGAAAAAUCAUCUUACUAAACGCUUGAGUAUCACAUUGGUUUUAUUGUUUUAUUCACAUUUUUGCUAGCUUGUUCGUAGGAUUAUGUGAUCUUGAUUGUUUCAUUUUUAGCAGAAAUUGAUAAACUUUUCUUUUUUAGUUUAUAUUGUCAAUCCCAAAGGAAACAUAAUUGUGUUUUUUUUUUAUUGUUUAGUAUAUUAUCCUUUCUGGAUGAAAGGUCUCUCGCUUGAUAGUCCGUUACACGUACCACACAAAUGGAAAGCAUUUAUUUAAAGUAGCUAAAGGGGAUGAUAGUAAAAAUAAAACCAAAAAAACAUAAACAGAAAAAUAGAUGUACAUGUACUUUAAUAGAAGUUAAGCUAAGUUAUACACACAUGUAUGUAAAUGUAGAAGAAAACCAAAAACAAACUAUAAGAAAACACAAAAGUUUAAACUAUAAAAAAGAACCUUAGAACGGAAGGACUGAGUGAGUAGGAAUGAUCAAAGCAGGCGAAAGGAUAAAAUCAUUAUCACGGAUGUGUGUAUGUAAAAGCAACUUACUUGGUGAGCAUCGGGGGAAUGCCUGUGGUAAAUAAAUGUGUUGGUCAAUUCACAUUGCGUUUGUGGAUUGAUUGUGGAAUAAAGCAAA